GUUCGCUUUCGGAAGACCUUCCGCUGAUUGUUUUGAGUUGGAUGCGGCUAACAUCAUCCACCGUUCUCUUCACGAUUUAUCCGAUUAUUUUCUCAGAAAGGGCUUGUUCGAUUAUUUAUAUGAAAGAUUAUGAGAGCAAACCGAGAAUCUACAUCUCAACAUUUAUCAUCACAAUCGUCUCGGUUGCUGCUUCGAUUUUCUCGAUCACCACAAGUUUCACUGUUCCCACUCUUCACACGAUCACGGUUUUUGUUGGAAUCCCAUUUUUCUUUAGCGUCAUUCUACUUUUUAUUUGGGUA
Molecule: messenger RNA, 299 nt
Organism: Mesorhabditis belari
Lineage: Eukaryota; Metazoa; Nematoda; Chromadorea; Rhabditida; Rhabditidae
Source: the annotation of a GenBank genome assembly